Messenger RNA from Linum tenue, 3293 nucleotides. The record is from the annotation of a GenBank genome assembly. Lineage: Eukaryota; Viridiplantae; Streptophyta; Magnoliopsida; Malpighiales; Linaceae.
CAGCGGGUCAAGUCAAUCGACAGGCAAAAAUCCAGACGUUUUGAACUGUGACACAAAAGCUUCAAACGGGCAACAGAACUACGGAAACGCCCUGUCGAUACAAACUAGGCGGCUCCCUCCUUUCUCUUUUGUUCCCUUUCCCUUCGAGCCUUCCGCCAAAAAUCCACUGGCCGAUUUCUCCAAUCAAACCUCUCCCCGUCCUUAAAACCCUUCAGCUCGUAGCUGUUUCCCCUGUCUCGCAUUCCCCCUUUCUUUUUCAUAUCCCCAUUUGGAAGCUUCUCCCGUUCUCCGACGUCAAAUGGCGCAAGUGGUGGCUACCAAAUCGAUUCACGGCUCGCUGCUGAGCCCUGGCUCUACUGGGUCGCUGCAGGAGCGAGCUGAGAGGCUGAAAGCUUCGAGCUUUGCCACCUCCAAAGCGUUCGGGCUCGAGAAUGAGAAGAAGAGGAGCAGCAAGAAGAGCAUUGGAGUUGCUCGUAGAAGUAGCAGACCAAUGGCGGCUGUCACGAGAUCUGUCCGUUUGGAGCCUGAAGUGGUUCCCGUCUCGCCGGAAGAUGUUCCAAAGAGGGCAGAGAGGUUUAUGGAGUUGCAGCAGUUUGGGGAUACUUCAGCGGGAGUGUGGUCGAAGCCUGCAGUGAAACGGAAGACCAAGAUUGUUUGCACCAUUGGCCCAUCGACGAAUACGAGGGAGAUGAUCUGGAAGCUGGCCGAAGCUGGAAUGAAUGUGGCUAGAAUGAACAUGUCUCAUGGGGAUCAUGCUUCCCAUCAGAAAGUGAUUGACUUGGUCAAGGAGUAUAAUGCCCAAUCCAAAGACAAUGUCAUUGCCAUUAUGAUUGAUACUAAGGGCCCUGAAGUUAGGAGUGGCGACUUGCCCCAACCGAUCAUGUUGGCGAAUGGCCAGGAAUUCACUUUCACAAUUCGUCGAGGAGUUGGAACAGCUGAUUGUGUUAGUGUGAACUAUGAUGAUUUUGUGAAUGAUGUAGAAGUCAAUGACAUGAUUCUUGUUGAUGGUGGCAUGAUGUCUCUGCUUGUGAAGUCGAAGACUGAAGAUUCGGUGAAGUGUGAAGUUGUAGAUGGGGGUGAACUGAAGUCUAGACGCCAUCUUAAUGUUCGAGGAAAGAGUGCAACACUACCUUCCAUCACUGACAAAGAUUGGGAUGACAUAAAGUUUGGAGUGGACAACAAAGUAGAUUUCUAUGCUGUUUCAUUUGUCAAAGAUGCACAAGUUGUUCAUGAGUUGAAGAAUUAUCUCAAGAGCUGUGGUGCAGAUAUACACGUGAUUGUAAAGAUUGAAAGUGCAGAUUCUAUACCCAAUUUGCACUCUAUAAUCACAGCAUCAGAUGGGGCAAUGGUUGCAAGAGGAGAUCUUGGAGCAGAACUCCCAAUUGAAGAAGUUCCACUUCUGCAGGAAGAGAUUAUCCGAUUAUGCCGAAGCAUGGGGAAAGCUGUUAUUGUGGCUACCAAUAUGUUGGAAAGUAUGAUUGUACAUCCUACUCCAACCAGAGCAGAGGUGUCAGAUAUUGCAAUUGCUGUUCGAGAGGGUGCGGAUGCAGUCAUGCUUUCUGGAGAAACUGCCCACGGAAAAUUCCCGUUGAAGGCUGUAAAGGUCAUGCACACAGUCUCAUUACGGACUGAAGCAACUUUGUCUCGCGGGCCAAUGCCAGUUGAUCUUGGCCAAGCUUUUAAGAAUCACGUGAGUGAGAUGUUUGCAUACCAUGCAACCAUGAUGUCGAACACUCUUGGGACAUCAAUCGUUGUCUUCACCAGGACCGGCUUCAUGGCUGUUCUACUUAGCCAUUAUCGACCUUCAGGGACAAUUUUUGCUUUCACUAAUGAGAAAAGGAUACAACAGAGGUUAGCAGCCUAUCAAGGAGUAUGUCCCAUUUACCUUGAAUUCUCCGAUGAUGCUGAAGAAACUUUUGCAGAUGCCUUGAAACUACUAAAGGAUCAAGGAAUGGUUAAGGAAGGCGAAGAGGUUGCUCUGGUUCAAAGUGGCAAGCAACCCAUCUGGCGAUUCCAAUCGACUCAUAAUAUCCAGGUCCGCGAAGUAUAGUAGACACAACAAGGAUAACAACGAUCAAAUCAUUUUCUCGCUCUUGUGCAAUUCGAGAUGAACCUGUAGAUUUGUUUUUUUACUGAACUCUGCUUUGCUUUGUAUCAAGCAUUUUGUAGCAUGUAUUUGAAGAAACUAGUGCCUGUUGAAAUCAAAAGCAUAUUGUACCCGUGUUUGCAAUGUUUGCUUUAUUAUUCCUUGUUCUACAAGGAUUUCCAAUGUGGAAAGGUUUCUCAUUUCUCAUAGACUUUUCUGAAUGGAUGAAGUAUAUACCCAUUUUGAAGAUCCCAGUACCUAGACCAAACCAUAACCCCUCCAUACUUGGGUGACUUCUUGAUCAGUGGAAGAAUCUGAAAUGUCAACACAUCUGAUGGAACACACCCACUCCCGGCUGCCUGAGGAGCCGCUGGCAAACCCAGGAAUAUCUUGCCAGCUUUAAUCGAAGUCGUCCAUCGAUUCCAGGAACUCACCAGGCUGUUAAUGUCACCGGAACCUGCAGAGUACUGGAACGGAGGGUUGUUAUAUAACUGGAUCCACAAGUAGUCGAAUAACCCUGUAUUAAGAGCAUUCCCCAAGUUCCUAUCCGGAAAAUGACAUUGAGGAGUUGCAGUCAGGUACACCUUCCGUCGACCCCUCUUGCCAUACGCAGACAAGUACCGCGCCAGAUCCUCCCAGUACAGGGUAGAGGCCUCGAUGUCGAAUUCGAUCCCAAUGGACGAGACGACGACUUCCCUCCCAGGUAGUUGUUCUAGAGGUACUCCGCCACGCCCUUGGCAUCUGCUCGAGAUGCCAACGAGUAGCUCCCGAUGCCACCUCCCAAUGAGAGCAUUACUUUGAUUCCUCUCCUCUGGCAGUCUCGGAUGCCGGUGCUGACACCCUAACACCCUUUGGAAGCCGGGUUGCAGUGGCCUGCCAAGUUGAGCUCAGGGGUCUGGCCGUUGCCAAACUUGUUGAGGAAAGCUAUGCUGACAUAAGUGUACUUUCCGGUUGCACAUGUCUCCGAGAGUGUUCCUUCGUUGCCAUUCUGGCCCCAGUAAAUGGCCACCCCACCAGCGGCGGAGCAUGACCGGAUUACUGAGAGCAGAAGAAUGGGAAGGAGGACGAUGAGCAGUUUGGGUUGUGGAUUCUUCGCCAUUGUUGCUCUUCGGGAGAAGGUUUGAUCUUUGUUGAUGUAAAUGAUAGAAGGCUGGUGAUGGUUUAUAUAGGUCUCAGGCCAGUAGCCUGGUGCAAUGACAUGAGACCG